ACAUAGUUUAUAGCCAUGAAUAUUUUUAAAUACAUAAAUAGUUUUAAAUUCAGAAAUACUUUAUUAUAUGGCCUGAUGAUGCUCAGGCUGCUUUCAAAUGAUUUAAAAAGCCCUGAUGGGGUCUCCAGCUUUGGGCUUCCUAGAUCCUGUGAAAUCUUUUGAAUUAUUCCCUCAUGGCAAGGCUGGCCCAGCUGUUUGGGAGCAGUCACAGCUACAGAGCUGCAGAGAUGUUAAACCAGAAUACAGCACAAAAAUUCAGUUAAUCAGAGUAUUAUAUUCUUAAUUUCCCCUGGUGGAUGGGCAGUCACCCCUGCUGGACAAGGAAUAGUUUCUGAGGGAAUAAAGCAAGGAUGGAUGUUAUCAAAUGAAGAAACUCUCCUGGAGAUUAUUGGCAAAUUGGCUUUCCAGAACUUCCAUGCAAAGAGAGCUGUAAAUUUCUUUCAGUGGAUCCCCAUUCUGGAUGGCCUGAAGCAUUUCCCUGUUGCACCAACAUGGCAAAAGAAGUAGUGAGAAUAUUUCUAAAUCAAUUAUUUCCAGGCUUUGGAGCUCCUCUAGGAAUGCCAUCAGACAGAGGGUCUUGUUUUACAGCAGGAAUUGUGGGACAAGUUAGCAAGGCCUUGGGAAUCCAGUGGGAUUUACACACUCCAUGCUGGUCACAAGAAAGGCAGAAAGAAUGAAUUACUCUAUUAAACUUAAAUGAUUACCCCCAGCCAGAAUAAAAUUGAGGAAAAAAGAAUUAAUAGCCUUGCAACUGAAGUACUGCUCAUAUCUGUAAGAGGUAUCUCCAUAGUUCAGCAAAAUCUUUUCUUCCUAAAACACCUCUGGAGUUUCAUUGAGGGAUUAGGCAUGAAAAUUCCUAUGAAAGUAUCAAGUGGCUAAAAUAUUAAAUGUAACUUAUUGCUGGAUAUGUUCUCAAGGCAUGUUGAAACUCCACAGAACCACAUGGCCUUCAGGAAAAAUUUACUAUUAUAGGACAAGAAGGUUGCACUUACAUCAGGGAUGAGUUUGAAGCCCAGCAGAAAAAAAUGGAUAAAAAAAGCAAAAAAAGAGUGGCAGAAAGAAGAAAACUCUUGGAUAAAGUUGGCUUAACUCAUGGCUACCAAGCUGGGGACUGCUACAGAAUGCAUUUGUGGCAGUCAUCUGUAACUACUGCAGAGUGUUUAUUUGUUUGUGUUCACUUUUGUAACACCUUGUGCUGAAAAAUGAAGUGUAUUGUGGCUUGCCUAAAAGAGACAGUCUCAAGGAAAAGGAGGGAUUUGAUAGAUAACAAAGGGAAUAAAAAAUUUCAGCUCCCCUUAAGCUGCUGGGAGAGAGCAGAGUCUUUUUUUUUAAAGUGUUCAUUUCAGGUGAGUGUGAGAAGAGGCUGCAGCUCCCACAGGGAUUGGUGCCAGGAUUCCAUGCAAGCCACAGCUGCAGAGACCCAUGAGUGCCAGUCAGCUUGAGAAAAGUCUCUAGGAUAUGAAACAGGCUAUUUUUUGGCAGUGCCCUUGAUAAAAUAUUUUGCAGUUGGAACAACAAGAGAUGGAAAUAGUGUUGAGAGAAUUAAAAACUAUGAUUUCUGACUGAGAGCACAGAGAAAAAUCAAAUAUUUCAGCAUGCAAAAGGGCUUUAUAUAAAACCAGAAAUAUUUGUUUUGGUGCAAAAUGGGGAAGGGAGGGAGGCUCAGCAUCUCAGGGGUAAGGAGGGUGAUUUAAUUCCUUGACAGAGAAACCUCAGUGCUUCAAGGAACUGCCCUGACUGCAUUAAUAUAAAAUGGUUUUAGUGUUCAGAAACAACUUCAGUGUUCAGAAACAUCCCUGUUCAUCUGAAAACAAGGAUUGAAUGGAUGGGUUUUGAAGAAAAAUGGCCUUGGCAGGAGGAGGAACCUUGUGUGUCUGUCAUUCCUUUCCCUUGGAGUUCUCCAUGUGGAUGCCAGAGCAGCUGACCCAACUUCAAAAAUGUGACUCAUGGCCCCUCCAGCAAAAGGAUCAGGAGCAGUUUCUGGGUUGGUGCAAGAGCCCCACAGGACACAAAGAUGAGAAGAACCUGGCUGGGUGUGCCCCUGGGACAGCUGCUGGCUCUGGGACACAGGCACAAAUGGAGAAACAUGAUGGAUUCCAGAAAGUUCAGGCUGUUUGUCUGCCUGCUGGGGCUCAGCAGUGCCAGCCUCUGGCUUUUCCACACCUGGACCGAGCUGUGCGUGCUCUGUGAGAGCGGCCAGGGUUACCUGCUCCCCAUGGAGACUUUCAGGAGGAGGGAAGGGAACUUCUCCCAGCUCCCAGAUGUUGACUGCCACAAGAACCCUCCUUUCCUUGUCCUGCUGGUGGCAUGCUCAUUCCAGCAGCUGGAUGCCAGGAUGGCCAUCAGGCACAGCUGGGGCAGGGAGAGGACGGUGGCUGGGAAGCGCCUGGUGACGUUGUUUCUGCUGGGGAGCCCUGGGGAUCCCAGCCAGCAGGCUGCCAUGGCUGCUGAGAGCCAGAGGUACAGAGACAUCAUCCAGAAGAACUUUACAGACACUUAUUACAACCUGACCCUCAAGACCAUGAUGGGAAUGGAAUGGAUUCACAGGUUUUGUUCCCAGUCCACCUUCGCCAUGAAAACCGACACGGACGUGUUCGUCAACGUUUUUUACCUCACUGAGCUGCUCCUGAGGAAAAAGAAGAGCACUGGAUUCUUCACAGGCUUUUUAAAACUGCAUGAGUACCCCAUCAGGACAAGAGGGAGUAAGUGGUAUGUGAGUAGGGAAGAGUAUCCAGGAACGACCUACCCACCUUUUUGUUCUGGGACUGGAUAUGUUUUAUCCAGCGACGUAGCCAGCCAGAUCUACAACAUUUCUGAGAGUGUUCCCUUCAUUAAACUGGAGGAUGUGUUCAUAGGUCUCUGCCUCGACAAAUUAAAAAUUCAGCUUCAGGAGCUUCACUCGGAGCAGACGUUUUUCCCAGAAAGGAUCAAGUUCUCUGUUCCUCGCUUCAGGAAAAUCGUGACGUGCCAUGGAAUAAAACCAGCUGAGCAGCUCAGCUACUGGAAGCGCUUAGUGGCAGCCACUCAAGGAGGAGUGCUCUAGCACCCACCCUGCUCCACUUAACAGACUGAAAUUCUCUGCUUUUACAGGGCUGCUCUCCACUCCAGCAAACUCCCAGUUAACUCCAGCUCUGUCACGCUAAAGGCUUUAGAAAUGGUUAUUUUAAUCACAGAAUCGGAGAAUUGUUAAGGUGGGAAAAAGAUGUCCAGGAUCAUUGAGUCAAACCUUUGACUAAACACCACCUGGUCAAUUAAACCAGAGCACUGAGUGCCACAUUCCUUGAGCACCUCCCUGGGCAGCCCCUUCCAGUGCUCAACCAACCCCUCUGUGAAAAAAUUCCCUAUUUCUGCCCAAGAACCUGCAAACCUCCUUCUCUCCAUCCAUUCACACCCACCUCUGUGCCUCCCUUCUCUACACAAGUUACAAUUAUUAUUAUUUUUUUUUCCUGAAGCAUCCAGGCCUGCUAACCCACCCUCCAAAUCUUGCUGCCAGAGGCCUGGGAACAUUUCUGCUGUGCCAAACAAAAAAAAGUCAAAGAACUUUUGUUCAGGGAAUAAAAUCUGAACCAUCUUCCUGGUUGCCCUUGAUAAAUCACUGCACCCAUCUGUGCAGGCACUUAAGGGAUGAUAUUUGUAGCUGUCAGGAUGCUCCCUCCUGGCAUAGGAAGCUGCAGCCCUGCCCUUGCAGCCAGCUCUGAGUGGGCUGAGCUGCAUCCUGGCACAGAUCCCUCCUUCAGUCUACAGCAGGUUUGGUGUUUUUUUUUUUUUUUUUUUUUUGGAGAGAUGGUAGAAUUUGCCCAUGCAAUGCUCUCAGGACAACCUUGGGCAGUGCAGGUCACCUGGUGGAGGUGUAAAAGCUGCUGCAGCUGUUUCCUUGUGUGUGCUUCCUGCUGCAAAUAAUCCAGUGGUGGAGCCAGGGCAGGGUGUCUGCUCUUCCUAUUAAAAGAGACCCUGGAGACAUCCUUUAUAUUUGUGUCUCACUUUGAUUGCCUGAGAGCUGCUGUGAAUGGUUUACCAAGGCUAAACUCGAGUCACUUACAGUGAUUUAGACAUUUUUUUUUUUUCCCAAAGAGAAACUGGGUGUGAGAGAGAGGAGACAGGAAGAUUUUUCUCUUUUUUAAACCUAGUGGAAAAUGUGCUCAAGCAAUCAUUCAGGCUUGGAGUUCUCUUCCUUAUUUCAUUACCAAGAAAAGACUCAUGAAAUCUUUGGGAUGAUGAUAAGUUUCAGAGAUAAGGAGAAGGGGCCUUUACAGCAGAUGCUAAAAAUCCUUCAGGGCUCUGAGGAGGGAGAAGGGAGCUGAGAAAUCCUCCCUUAUGCAAUGGUCCUGUUUGAUUUUCCUGCAGGCAGAGGCAAGGUCAGUGUUAUCAGCAUGGAAUUCCUGUCGUGUCUGUGGGAAGGGUUUUUUCUAAAGAGCAGUGAAAGUGGAGCUGUUCCCAAGGGGAGCUGAGGGGAUCCAACAUCCAGCAUGGUAAAAGCAUGGAAGAAAGGCAGGAAAACAGAUUUUAUUACCUUGAAGUUAUUUAUUUUCAUUGUUUUCCUUUUCAUUGAAAAGGAUUCUUCUUUCUUUCUUUCCCUUCCUUCUCUUUUCCUUUUUUUAUCCUUCUUGUCAAGGAUUUCCCAAGUAUCUCAUUUACUUGCCUGUGUCUGAAGAGCAGGGUAAACAUUUUCAGCAGGAAGAUCCUGCUGAGAAGUGUUUAAUAAUGGUCAUGAUAUAUUAUUUAUUUUCCUCUGGUACAACCGGAGAUCAUGCACUUAUUUUUGACCACUGAUGAUGAAAGAAACAAUGUUUAUUUGUUUGCCAAAAUAAUGUUUUUUUCAUUUUAAUAUAAUUUAAUAAACGUUUAAUAUUUUAUUUUAAUAAUUAAAAUAUUUAAAGAGCUGAAUUUUGCUUACAAUUCAGCUAUUUUUGAAUACUUUUGCUGCCUUCAGAAGGCAUGAUGGGUCAGACUGAUAAAGCCAAGACAACAUCUUUUAAAUCACUAUUCUUUCCAUGUAAUAUGCAGAAAUACCUUGGGUCAUUCAUUGCUCUUGUGCCCAAGGUGCUAGCUGGUUAUUCCUUUAAUUUAUGGAAAAUUGGUGAGCAGAAAGGAAUCAUUGCUAGCCCUUUGUCUCGAGGGGCAGAGCUCUGUGAGCUGGGACAGCAUCAUCAGCCUGAUGUUCUCUUCUUGUUCUCAGAGGUAAUAAUACAAUAAUAAAUUAAAUAAAUACAAUAAUACAAUGAAAAUAACAAUAUAAAAAAUAAAAUAUUCCUGCAGGCAAUUGCAGGUCUCACUCCCCCUUCUGUGCCUGGUGCCAGCAGUUUGUGGCAUUGCUUCAGUAUAGAAAAGUCACCCUUGAAGCUGGCUUGACCUCUUGGCUGGGGCUUUUAUUUGAGCCCAGGAGUGCUCCAAAUUACUUGAAUCCAGCUGCUGACUGUUCUCAGUCAGUCCCUUCUGCAGACUCAACCUCUGUAUUUUGGGGUUAAAUUCCAGUGGAAGAUGAACCUGUCUGUGGUAAGGGGGUGGGAAUGGAUGUUCUUUAAGGCCUCCUCCAUCCCAACCCCAACCAUUCUGCAGCUCCAUGAAUCCCAUCUCUGAUGGAUUGGGAACAAGGACCUGACACAGGGUGCUGAAACCAUCCUGGCACUGUUUCCAGGGAGAUGGAAUUGUCAUUUCAAGUGACCUGUGCAGGAUGUCUCUGUUGCUGCCUUCAGGAUGUUUUGUCCCCACAUCAGUCUCCAGUGGCCUGACUGCUCACAAAUAAACCAUUUGUCCCUGCUGAAGCUCUGCUGAGGAGCAGAUGAGUUUGGGUUGAAAUGUCAGGGAUUCAGAUUUUCAGGGAUUUUUCUGCUCCUCUCCUCUUUGCAGAGUGGUUUCCCAAGUGAAUGCUGCACAGAAUUUUCCUCAGUAUUAUGAUUAUCUUUGUGUAAAUGAGAAACUGAUCUUGUAAUUCACAGGACCAUAGAAUUGUUUAGGUUGGGGAAAAAAAAAACCAACCUGUAAUUUCCCUGAGUCCAACCAUUAACCCCAAAAGGCGUCCCCAAGCACCACAUCUACACAUUUUUUUUUAACACUUUCAGGGACAGUGAUUCCACCACUUCCUUGGGCUGCCUCUUUUACCACCCUUCCUGUGAAGAAAUUUUUCAUAAAUCCAAUCUAAACCUUGUUGUUAUUACAUGGCAAAGGUUCCAUUGUCAUUAUAUUGCAAAGGUUCCAUAUUGCAGGAGUUUGGUACCUCGGUGUUUCUCGUAGGCAGCUCCUCUAAGCACUGACUCUUCCUUCUCACAACAGCCAGCUAACUCCAGUUCCCCUCAACCAACCCACCCACUCUUUUAUAAAACUCUUCUUCUUAUUGGCUACAGCAGAGGCCUGCUCCUAAUCUCUAAUAAUUGGCUCAGCUACAACUCCUUAGGGGUAAGAUUAUUUCUAUACCACCUUUAAUUUCUUACAUUGUAUCCCCCUACAAUUCCCCCUUUUAAUUACAGAAUUACAACAUUUCUAGAAGAACAUGUUCAAAUAAAUUAACAUUACGACACAUUCAUAUGUUUCAUUUAGAACUAAUAGUUAGACAAACAUUCAGACAACAUAUUGCAGUAUAAAUAGAUAUGUAUUUCUAAGUGUUGGUUCAGUUUUGCAGCUUUUCUCAGUUUACAAAGUACUUAUCUUCAAAAUCUUUUGUACUGAUGCUUUACAGACAUUAAUAGCCCCACUAAUCAAUAAACACAUUGGUCUAAAUAAUAGAACUAUUCUUUUUUCAGUUCUUACAGUUACUUUAGUAAAUUCUCCCCUGGUCCUUUUUUUCCAAAUCCACGGGGUCACAGAGUUUAGUAUUUGAGUCCUUUUUCUCAAAUCUAUGGGGUCAUAUAAUUUAGUGUUUGAGUCCUUUUUCUCCCAAAGUCACGUCGGGGUCACCAUUUGUUGUCAUUAUAGUGCAAAGGUUCCAUAUCACAGGAGUUUGGUACCUCCUCAGUAUUUCUCAUAGGCAGCUCCUCUAAGCACUGACUCUUCCUUCUUACAACAGCCAGCUGACUCCAGUUCCCCUCACCCAACCCAUCCACUCUUUAUAACACUCUUCUUCUUAUUGGCUACAGCUGAGGCCUGUUCCUAAUCUCUAUAAUUGGCUCAGCUGCAACUCCUGAGGGAUAAGAUUGCUUUCUAUACUACCUUUAAUUUCUUAUAUUGUAUCCCCCUACAAAACCUCCCUUGGUGCAACUUGAAGCCGUUUCAUCUUCUCCUGUUGCUCUUCACUUGGGAGCAGAGACCAAGCCCCAUCCCACCACACCCUCCUGCCAGGGAGUUAUGGAGUGCAGUGAAAUCCCCCCUGAGCCUUCUUUUCUCCAGACUAAACCCUUCCCAUGCCCCCCUAGGCUGCUUUGAAUAAGAGUAUAUUAAUUGAGCAAUUAAUUACAUAAAACAUAAAGCUACCCUGCUGGAAAAUGUGAUUUAAGAAAAAGCAGAUGAUUGCACGUAAGGCAAAUCCAUUUGUUUAAACAAAGCCACUGUGCUAGUGAGUUUAUAUGUAUCAGCUAAAUUAAAUUAGCUUUUGCAGCUGAGGCCUCAGAUCAUGAAUUUUAAAACAAUCAAAACAGUAUUAGUGGCCUUUUGCAAAAUUAGAUUCAUUUUCCUAUGAAAGACCAUCCUAAAACAAUCAGAAAUGUAAGUAGAACUGUAAACACAAAACUGCAGUGUACAUAUACUUAUUUUUAAAAUUUUAUAGGCUGAUAAAAGAAUUCAGGCAAUUUGGGGGCAGCUUGUCGGCAGAAGCUGAGCGCUACCCCAAUGUUUUUAAGCAUUUUGGGUUAGAAGUUCAUUAAUUUUUUUUUUUUUAAUGAAUAGCUUUGAAAAGGUCAUCUAAACGUUACUCCACUGGUUCUAAGUAGGGAGGAGUGCAGAAAUCAGCAGAGCUGGCAGUGUCUUAGAGUUGGUUGCAUUUCAGCACACUCUGUUUCUUCCAAGAUCAGUUUUUGGAUGCAUAAAAAACAUUCCCCCCCCACAACCCUAAUUCAUCAACUAACACAUUCCCAGCUUAAAUUAGGAUUGUCAAAUCUGUGCACAAAGGAUUUGGUCUCACAGCUCCUCUGACUGAGAUUUAUUGAGGAGGCACAACCCUCCCAGGCACUUCUGAAAAUACAGAAGUGGGUUUUUGCAAUGGAAGUUUUUCCUUAUUUCCAAGUGGAAGGGGACAAAAGGGCUCCUGGUGUGUGCUGGAUGUGACAGGAAUGCCUGCUCCUCCUGGAUGUGUGCAGGUGACACUGCAAUGUUCAUUUCAAAGGCAUCACAAUGUUUGUAUUAUUUGCAUAGAACAUUUGAGUGUUGAGCCAGCAGUUCCAUGGUUGAUAUUUUAUUAGUAAAGAAUUUUGCUACCA
This is a messenger RNA of Serinus canaria (Common canary), 8345 nucleotides long. RefSeq names its product beta-1,3-galactosyltransferase 5 (gene B3GALT5). NCBI's taxonomy places the organism in Eukaryota, Metazoa, Chordata, Aves, Passeriformes, Fringillidae. Bases 2015 to 3043 code for a protein of 342 amino acids. The record is from RefSeq and is a predicted model, not a curated record. Gene Ontology annotation, cellular component: membrane. The transcript is spliced from 3 exons. Gene Ontology annotation, molecular function: N-acetyl-beta-D-glucosaminide beta-(1,3)-galactosyltransferase activity.